Messenger RNA from Racocetra fulgida, 1707 nucleotides. The record is from the annotation of a GenBank genome assembly. Lineage: Eukaryota; Fungi; Glomeromycota; Glomeromycetes; Diversisporales; Gigasporaceae.
AUGAUAACAUCGUAUAAGAAAAAAAGGUUUUCGCUAUUCAGUUCUCAUCCAAAUUCUCCAGUUCAAACACCAAUUCUCGGAUCGCCACUCAAUAAUUAUUUUCCGGCGCAACCAAUUCGAGAUGAUAAAAUACCGAAUCCGAAUGAUGUUCAAAAAGCAGUCGAAAAUCUUGGACAUUUGGUUUCGAUUGCCGGAAACUUUUGUGAUUUGGUUGAUAAACUUGCAAAAGCCUCAAAAGCUCUUAGUAAGUCUCUUAAAGAAUACGGAAAUAGUAAAGGGAUGGAUAGUUCUCAUGAAGAAAAAGCAUAUGAGAAUGCUAAUGAGCUAUAUAAGCAAAUAAAAAAAAUUGAUACUGAUGAAAAGAAAUCAAAGAAAGAUAAAGCAAUUUCUGAUGCACUAGAAAAAUAUACCACAUAUAAAAAUCAUGUUACAAAACGAGAAAAGAACGCUCAUGGCAUAGUCAUGCAGAUAAUUUGUCGGAUAACGGAUUGCCAAUUCACCUUGUUUACUGAAUCAUUAAACAAAUGUAGAGGAAUUAUUACAAAAAUAAAUGAAUGGUCAGCAUUUGCUACAAUGGGGAUCCCCGCACCUCAAGAAAUUGAUAAUAUUUUGGAUGAGAUUCGAUCACCAACUGAAGAUACUUCCAUACUUUCACGCAAGUUAUCGAGAAGAUAUUCGCAUCGUAUAUCAAAAUCCAUUGCGUCUAUAUCAGAUAUGCAAUUAGCCGCAAUGAAUUAUAAGCCUUCAAAUGCUUCGUCUCCUUUAAUUGAAGAGCCAGAAAAUAAAUUUUCUCAAUCUUUAAAUUUUUUACGAUCAACAGAAGUACAAUUCCCACGCAGUAACGCUACAAAAUCAGAAUGUUCAUCUAUUAUAAGUACUCAACAUCAUGAACCAAUGAAAAGAAAUAUUGUGAAAAAUGAAAAAACAUCGAGAAACCGUUUGUCUCUUCCAAUUUGUUCUACAUUUUCUUCAAAUGUUACACCUCCAGCUCAAGAUUUAAUAUCAAAAAUUUCCAUUGGUAUAGAUGAAAAUGAUGCGCCAUUUUUUAGAGAUGAUGACUAUGAUAUAUUUAAUAUUAAGCAAAAUGCAAAAAGAUUUUCGGUAACAGAAAGUGAAGUUAAAGGACCGGAUGAUCAAGUAAAUGAGAUGUCUUCUAUAGAUAAUCAUACAAAUUUAAACAUUGAUACAGAAAUUGAUCUUAAAAUUGUUUCCGGUGUUCAAAGUAACGAUGCAUCUGACAAUGAAGAAAAUGAAAACUUGAGUAAUAAAGAACUUAACAGAAAAUCUAGUUUUGAAACACAGUAUUUAGUUCGUUCAUUUCCAAUUAAUCUUCCAGUUCGAACACCACCUUAUUCGCCCUCAGUAUCUCCAAGACAAUCAUCAAACUCUAAUUGCCUUAUUCCUAACUUUGAGCAGAAACAUAUUACAAAAUCAAAUGAUGAAUUGGGUCCAAAAAAAGGGUUACAUAUAUUGCAUUCUUCUGACGGAAACAUUAAUCAUAAUCGUGGCCCAUCAGUUGCUGAAAUAAAAGAGAAAUUACUGCAAGGUCAUGUUAAUAACCUACUUUCAAAAUUUGAUGCUGGAAGAACUUCUAAACAAGAAAAUAUCGUCAAUACUUCUACACAUGUUUAUGAGCCCACUGAAGAAACAGUAUGUUAUAUUUUUUUUGAUGUUUUUUAUUUUGAUAAUUACUUUUUCAAUUAUUAA